AUGGCGCCAUUUGCAUCUGGCCGCCAUGACAAACGCAAAAGAAAAAAGCGCCAACUCAUUGUUGAUGAACACAAAAGUAUCUCAGUGGACGAGAUGAAAGCAAAUAUGGCGGACUUCUCGGAUACGCUGCAAACGCUGGACCUCGCUCCACCAACACGUCGGCUAAUGCUUUUGAAGGAGUCUAGCCUAGUGGAGAAACUUUUGCAGCUCCCAGGAUGCCCUUCAUUGAGAGCUACGCCGUUAGUCAUGCUGUACCAGUCUCAUCUGAGGAUGCAGUUUCGCGAUACAGAGGAAUGCGAGAUCAAGGAUAUACACGUCUCUGACGACAUUGAGCUCACCUAUGAGGAAAGACAAGAAGACGGAGAGAAGACGUUUCGUGAGGUGCACAAAGCUGUUUGCCAUUUGAAAGGAAGGCAGAAUUUGCUAAGUGUGAUUGCAGCGAAACUUCAAUCAGCGAACCAGUCUCAGAUUGUAUUUGACGAUCUUAUGACGCGAAGUGCUACACGAAAGACGGCAGCACGGAGGUUUUUUAUACUGUUGGAGUUGGUCGGACUACGCGCGGUAAAUGUGAUGCAGCAGGGCUGUUAUCACAACAUUUUCAUAUCGGCUGGACCCAACUUGGGCGAAGUAAUGGCUCAGUAG
This is a messenger RNA of Cylicostephanus goldi, 642 nucleotides long. NCBI's taxonomy places the organism in Eukaryota, Metazoa, Nematoda, Chromadorea, Rhabditida, Strongylidae. The record is from the annotation of a GenBank genome assembly.